GCCUAGCAAAACGCGACCAGUAGUUAAAUUGUUUUCCAUCACUAGCUAGCUACAUUAAUUAUUGACUGCUGCGUUUCCACCGAGAGGCUUGUCAGAGGUUACCAAGCGCCUGAUUUUCAAACCAUACGCACAGCUCGCGUCAAUUCGGACUCCCCAGACCCGAAAUGAGGGACAGCACCCUUCCGUAAAGCUGCUUUCUCACAAAGGGGCGCCACCACCUGCUCGACUGAAUGCAUCGCGCCGGCUCCCGCGCCAUCUCGGCGCGCGCCGUGAGCGGCAGCCGACCGCCCGGCUUGGGUCUUGGCCGGGACCUCGGCCUUUCUGCAGCACGCUGCGAUGUCUUGAAUACUGCGCAGAGAUGUAUUCGGCUGCAGUGUGCUAGUGACAAGUCUUUCCCCCGGACUUGGUCUCGUCUGUACAGCUCCUCAUCUCCUGCCGCUGCGGCCGCGAGCCCCAGUGCUCCAGACCCCCCGCAGGAGUCACAGCCACCUAUGCCGCCGCCGGACGAACCAGGAGCACCAUUCUCGCCACAAGAUGUAUCCCAAUUCCCGCCUCAACCAUUGAGGAGAUCGCUGCGACGUGCCCCUCGGACUACAACAUCAUAUCCCCCGGUGGACCUGCCCAGCUGGUUUUUGGACAACUACGUGACCCUAGCCGGCGAAGGACUCAACUAUCCCGCUGAUCAUUGCGAAAAACCGCAUAAGCUGACGGAAGAGAUGAAGCGCUUCAGAGAAGAGGGAGAAUUAUCAGAGGGUGACGACUUUGGCCUUGAAGGCUACGUGGCUGCCUUCAAAAAAGCGGCAGAUGCUAUACAAUCACAUCGACCGUCGGAGCCCGGACUCCAGGAUCACAUUGAACUUGCACUGAGCAUGGGUGGCCGUGUAUUGGCUGCAGGAUUCUCCCAGGUGUAUUUUGCCCAGCACAGGGACAUGGAACAAAUGUUCCGGGGAAGGAGAGAGCAACAAAACGCACUCAACAGACUAAAGCGCCAUUUGAUCGACCGAGACCUGACGCAUCGCAGUCUGGGACGGCAUGCCCAGGGCCAUCUCGUCCAAGACGGCAUCGACCUAGAAGCCAUCGGUUUCAAGACAGCCGUCACUGCCGAGCUAACCGCGGCAGCUAGCCUUGCGUCAAGAACCCUGCCUGGAAGUACUCGCCGACCAGUUCCUGUUCUGCGAACAGAACGCUUUGCGGGCGCACCACUGACAAGAGCUGUCGUUGAGAAGGCCGUCGAGAGGAUUGGGGUAGAUGUGAUCUAUCUUGACGCUCACGUGCUGGCUGAGAUAAUCGGCAAAUAUCUGGGACAGGAUCCAUACAUGAAUAAGGGGCCAUACACCAUGCUCGGCUUGAACAUAGAAACCCUCAACAGUCGAGUUAUGGCGACGCCUGCGGGCGGUCCGAUGUUGCCUUUUGGGGAAGCUGAUGGUGAUUCGGGGAUUGAUCCAUUGGCACGUACUGAAUCCGUCGUGGUCGGCCCAGAAGCCAUCAAGACCCUCCGGAGGCUAUUCCAUGGCGAUACAGACAACAAACCAGACGGGAAUCGCUGGGAUGAUCUGAAACUUGGCCAUAUCUUGGAGCAGAUGCUGACCGCGCCCGAGAUCAAGCGUAGCACUAAAUCACUGCCGUACAAGGAUGUGUCUAGACCAACAGUUGUUCAUCUCCACAACUUCACGGAGCUGCACAAGAUCAAGGAGGGCUCGUUCAUAGUGUCCAAGUUGCGAGCCACUGUUGACAGAUUGCUGCGAGAACAACACAAGCACAUCGUGCUAGUAGGUUCCACGAGCCCUAUAACCGGACGCCUGACGCCGAGGGACUUUGGCAGGAUGGUUAUGCAGCCCAACACCGACCUGGAGAUUCACGAGUAUCUCUUUGCCCAACCAAUACCGGAAGAGGUACAACGUCGAGUCUCAGCGGACGGCCUGAAACAAAUAAACCUGACCAAUCUGGCUAACCUUAUGGAAGCCAUGCUGGGUGAGGAGGUGGUCUUCCGGCUAAAUGACGAAAACAUGGCGGAUUCUACCUCUGCUACGGAUUUUGAAAGGACCGUCUUCGAUCACACCAUGCUAUACCGGGUUGCCACACGGCUAAUUGCCAAACAGAAGGCCGGGGAACCUAAAAAGGUCUACAACCAAGAUGAUUUAUAUGCCGAGUUGCUAGAAUGGCAAGAGAACAUGUGGCAUGAUUUGCGCAGGAACUCUGGCUACAUGGAAGGCGGCAAGGGCCCCAAAAAUUCCAAUGCCUUUACGCGCGUCAGACUCGGCGACGACGACCUACCAAAGUUCGGUGCACUGCGCGGGUUCUUGGGGGGCCACGGUGCAGAUGAGGGGGAAGCGAACGAGGAAUACGACAAGUACGAAAAGCAGCUCCUAACCGGGCUGGUCCGAGCCGAAGACAUCAGAACCACCUGGGAGGAUGUGGUCUGUUCCCCCGAGACCAAGGAGUCUCUUCAAGCCAUGACCUCGCUGGUUCUCACCCGCCCAGAGGCUUUCUCGUAUGGUGUUCUCGCUAAGGAGCGCAUUCAGGGAUGCCUCCUAUACGGGCCGCCGGGGACGGGCAAGACCCUUAUGGCCAAGGCAAUUGCGCGCGAGUCCGGAGCCAACGUCCUUGAGGUCAGCGCCGCGUCCAUUAACGACAAGUAUCACGGCGAGAGCGAGAAGCAUGUUCGGGCCGUCUUCUCCCUUGCCAGGAAGAUGUCGCCCGCCGUCAUCUUCCUGGACGAGGCCGACGCCCUACUCGGCUCUAGGUCAAACAGCAGGGGGAGAGGCGGCUUCAGGGAGACGUUAAACCAGUUCCUAAGGGAGUGGGAUGGCCUCACCGAGAUGAAGACAUUUGUCAUGGUGGCCACCAACCGCCCCUUUGACCUUGACGACGCCGUGCUGCGUCGCAUGCCCCGUCGCAUCCUCGUGGAUCUGCCUCUGAAGGAGGCUCGACUCAAGAUCCUACAGGUGCUCCUCCGCGACGAGCAUCUCGAUGACUCUGUCAGCCUCGAUGAUAUUUCGAGUCGUACAGAGAUGUGCUCAGGCUCAGACCUCAAGAACAUAUGUGUCGCCGCGGCCAUGGAGGCCGUCAAGGACGAGAUCAAGGCUCGCGACACCAGCCCAGACCCAGACUCACACGUUUUUCCGGACCACAGGACCCUGACGGUUGACCACUUUGAACGCGCUCUGAAGCAGAUCGGCGCCAGCAUCAGCGGCGACAUGGACUCGCUCAAGGCCAUCCGCAAGUUCGACGAACGCUUCGGAGACGCCCAGGGACGCGGCAACCAAAAGGCCCGAAACGUCAUGGGCUUUGCCGUCGGGGCCGUCCCUUCCCGAUCGGGAGAUGCGCGCGUCCGUCGCAGCGACUCUGCCUAGCCAGAGAGUUGAUUAGCUUCUCUGUUGUCCUUGUUCUUUGUUUCACGUACCCCCAAUCGUGUACGCAGACUAAAAAGAAAAUUUGGUUUUACCAUGUGUUACUAUCUGUAGAUCUUAGGAGGAAAAAAACAACAUGGGACUGUAAGAAAGAGAAGAAUGAAUAACCAAAACAAGCAAAAAGAAAUCAUAGACGCCUGUAAAAUGCUAGCAUAUAAAUGGUCAUAGAACAUACAGACCCAGCAAACAAUCAGAAACUAAUAGUAUCAAAAACUCCAUUUCCAAUGCUG
Molecule: messenger RNA, 3640 nt
Organism: Pyricularia oryzae 70-15
Lineage: Eukaryota; Fungi; Ascomycota; Sordariomycetes; Magnaporthales; Pyriculariaceae
Product: katanin p60 ATPase-containing subunit
Exons: 3
Coding region: 231-3353 (1040 amino acids)
Cellular component (GO): mitochondrial outer membrane
Molecular function (GO): ATP binding; ATP hydrolysis activity
Source: RefSeq, a predicted model, not a curated record